CACUUCCUGUUAAGGUCAGUUUCCUGGGAAGCUGGCAGUUAAAAUCCAGCUGGGAAUAGGGCUGCUGCAUAUCUGUGUCUCCUCUUGCUUGGGAUGACAUGACUCUGAUAGAACUGGGGAAGGAAUAUUGGUGCACACAGCUCUGAGGGAAAACCUUUAGCUUUGCACUUGCAUGCACUGGACUCCUUGCAGGAAUUCUAUAGAUUUUUCUUUAUUGCUGAAGACCAAAGCUGAAUAGAAGGAGUGGGAUCCAUUUUGGGGGUAAAUAUAGGAGUUAAAAAGGACAGAUUUAUUUUACAGAACAGUAGGCAGUUUCAGUUAGUGCAGGACAACAUGUUCAGCUGGCUGGGGACUGAGGACCGUAGGAAGAAAGACCCUGAGGUGUUCCAGACGGUCAGCGAUGGCCUGAGGAAGCUCUACAAGACCAAGCUGCUCCCCCUGGAAGAAUAUUACAAAUUCCAUGAGUUUCAUUCGCCGGCUCUGGAGGAUGCGGAUUUUGAUAACAAGCCCAUGGUCCUGCUGGUUGGACAGUACUCUACAGGGAAGACGUCCUUCAUCAGAUACCUCCUAGAGCAGGACUUUCCAGGGAUGCGCAUCGGACCUGAGCCCACCACAGACUCCUUCAUUGCAGUGAUGCACGGGGACGUGGAGGGGGUUAUUCCUGGCAAUGCUCUAGUGGUGGAUCCUAAGAAACCUUUUAGAAAACUCAAUGCAUUUGGAAAUGCCUUCCUGAAUAGAUUUGUUUGUGCCCAGCUGCCCAAUCCCGUGCUGGAGAGCAUCAGCGUCAUCGACACACCAGGAAUCCUGUCCGGAGAGAAACAAAGGAUAAGUCGAGGAUAUGACUUUGCUGCCGUGCUGGAAUGGUUUGCAGAAAGAGUCGACCGUAUCAUCCUCCUGUUUGACGCGCACAAGUUGGACAUCUCCGACGAGUUCUCAGAAGUCAUAAAGGCCCUGAAGAACCAUGAAGACAAAAUGCGCGUGGUCCUCAACAAAGCCGACCAGAUUGAGACCCAGCAGCUGAUGAGGGUUUACGGCGCCCUCAUGUGGUCUUUAGGAAAGAUCGUUAACACUCCAGAAGUUAUCCGAGUCUACAUUGGAUCUUUCUGGUCCCACCCACUCCUCAUUCCCAACAAUCGCAAGCUGUUUGAGGCCGAAGAACAAGAUCUCUUCCGGGAUAUCCAGAGCCUGCCAAGGAAUGCGGCUCUCAGAAAACUUAACGACCUCAUCAAAAGAGCCCGUCUGGCAAAGGUCCAUGCCUAUAUCAUUAGUUCUCUGAAGAAGGAAAUGCCGGCUGUGUUUGGGAAGGACAACAAGAAGAAGGAGCUCAUUGCUGGUUUGGGAGAGAUUUACGGCCAAAUUGAACGAGAGCAUCAGAUCUCCCCAGGAGACUUCCCCAACCUGAAGAAGAUGCAGGAUCAGUUGCUGGCACAAGACUUUAACAAGUUCCAGCCACUGAAGAGCAAGCUCCUCGAGACAGUGGAUGAAAUGCUUGCCCAUGAUAUUGCCCACCUGAUGGUACUAGUCAGGCAGGAGGAGACUCAGAAACCUGUUCAGGUGGUGAAAGGAGGAGCCUUUGAGGGUACCCAGAACGGGCCCUUUGGCCACGGAUAUGGAGAGGGGGCAGGAGAAGGCAUUGAUGAUGCUGAUUGGGUGGUAUCCAGGGACAAACCCAUGUACGAUGAGAUCUUUUACACCCUCUCUCCCGUCAAUGGAAAAGUCACUGGUGCCAACGCAAAGAAAGAGAUGGUGAAGUCCAAGCUGCCCAACACGGUGCUCGGCAAAAUCUGGAAACUUGCCGAUAUAGACAAGGACGGGAUGUUGGACGAUGAGGAAUUUGCUUUAGCCAAUCAUCUCAUUAAGGUUAAAUUAGAGGGGCACGAGCUUCCCAAUGAUAUUCCUUCUCAUCUCGUCCCGCCGUCCAAGCGAAAGGUGCACGAAUAAAAUAAUAGAAUUCAGAAUGA
Messenger RNA from Xenopus laevis (African clawed frog), 1961 nucleotides. RefSeq names its product EH domain-containing protein 3 (gene ehd3.S). The record is from RefSeq and is a predicted model, not a curated record. Gene Ontology annotation, cellular component: endosome membrane; early endosome; plasma membrane. Lineage: Eukaryota; Metazoa; Chordata; Amphibia; Anura; Pipidae. Gene Ontology annotation, biological process: endocytosis; endosomal transport; cilium assembly. Gene Ontology annotation, molecular function: GTPase activity; GTP binding; cadherin binding. The transcript is spliced from 6 exons. Bases 334 to 1941 code for a protein of 535 amino acids.